AUGAACGGCAAGCUUCACACAAUCUUUGGGGAACACGUGGGUCUUGGUAGUUUAUCUGAUGUUGUCAACUUAUAUCCAUCCAUACCCAUUGACGAAGCAAUUCCGAUUAUUAUAGAUAUAUUGAACGCUGGCAUUGAUGACUUAAAAACUCGAACUAAACUUACUCUUGCAGACAUAGAUCAAUUAAUUGAACUUUCAUUAAGUAUAUGCUAUUUUUUAUAUGAAAACAAUAUCCGAAUAAUAACUAAUUCAGAUGCUAAAGGUUUAUCUUUAAUGGUUAUUAUGGCGGAAGUGUUUUUACAAAAUAUAGAAAGAAAAGCCCUUAACAUAGCAAUUAUUCAUUCAUCCGAACCAAAAACUUACAAGAGAUAUGUAGAUGAUUGUCAUGCUCGCUUUGCUUCAAUAAAACAACAACAAAUGUUCCUGAACAUCCUUAAUCAACAACAUCCUGCCAUACAAUACACAGUGGAACUUGAAAACGACCUCAAACAACUCAAUUUAGAAAUUAACAUUACAAACACAGGCUCUGGAACUUAUGAAUUUCAAAUACAUAGAAAAGAAGCUAAUUUUACUAAUAAGUAA
Messenger RNA from Hydra vulgaris (swiftwater hydra), 582 nucleotides. RefSeq lists its product as uncharacterized. Lineage: Eukaryota; Metazoa; Cnidaria; Hydrozoa; Anthoathecata; Hydridae. The record is from RefSeq and is a predicted model, not a curated record.